CUGGUGGGUUCUGGGGGAGACUGUGCAGGGAGGCUGGAGGUUUUUCACAGCGGCUCAUGGGGGACAGUGUGUGAUGACUCCUGGGAUAUUAAAGAUGCUCAUGUGGUGUGCAGACAGCUGCAGUGUGGAGUGGCCCUCAGUAACCAGCAGGUACCAGCCUGGUUUGGUCCUGGUUCUGGACACAUAUGGCUGGAUGAGGUGGAGUGUGAGGGGAAUGAGACGUCCCUGUGGAGCUGCUCUUCUCCAGGCUGGGGAAAACAUGACUGUCAACACAAGAAGGAUGUUGGAGUCAUUUGCUCAGAGUUUAAAGAGAUCAGGUUAACUGAGGGCUGUGAAGGGAAUCUGGAGGUUUUCUACAAUGGAUCCUGGGGUAAUGUGUGUUACAACCAGAUGAACAGAAAUACAGCGAGUCUGAUCUGUCAAGAUCUGAACUGUGGAAGAUCUGGCAGUGAACCCAGUUAUUCAGAGGGACAGAAGCCUCAUAAUUGGCUUGAUAAUCUUAAGUGUCGACGACAUGACUCCACUUUAUGGCAGUGUCCAUCUUCAGCCUGGGGACAGAAUGACUGUGAUAAUGAUGAAGUGGCCAAAAUUACCUGCUCAGAGGAUCAGAUUAGUGAGUCACCUCAGAGUUUUCUGACAUGUUCUACCUCACCAUCUCCAUACAAGAGACAGUGUUCAGAUCAUGUUCCUCUCAGACUGAGUGAAGGGGACGGCCGGUGCGGUGAUAUGGCUGAAGGCAAAUGUCAGUUCAUUGACUUUCCAACUGAUCAUCAAACCAUGCUGAAAAAACAAGCUACUUUCAUGAAGAUUGUGGGCUUUUCUGGAGUUGUUGGAGAUGUUAAUGGUACUCCUGUUCACAUCAUUGCUCCAACUGGAACAGAGGUUAUUGUGAAUGUGAGGCUGGUGAAUGGUGACAGUCGCUGUGCUGGUCGAGUGGAGGUUCUUCAUGAUGACAGUGUGAAUGUGAGGCUGGUGAAUGGUGACAGUCGCUGUGCUGGUCGAGUGGAGGUUCUUCAUGAUGGUUACACUGAUCUCAGACUGGUCAAUGGUCCUGACAUCUGUUCUGGUCGAGUUGAACGUCAGUACUUCAGUAAAUGGGGCACACUGGGCUGUGGCUCUGUGCUGAACUUCUACAGCUCCUCUUCAUCCAGUCCUGAACACAGUCAUGAGUGUGUGACGGGCUUCCAGUGCUCUGGGAGUGAAGCUCAUCUGGGGAACUGCAGCUCUCCACGAACUCUCAGCUGCAGCUCCACACAACAGCUGUCAAUCACCUGCAUCGGUCGGGGGUCCAUCAGGCUGGUGGGUUCUGGGGGAGACUGUGCAGGGAGGUUGGAGGUUUUUCACAACGGCUCAUGGGGGACAGUGUGUGAUGACUCCUGGGAUAUUAAAGAUGCUCAUGUGGUGUGCAGACAGCUGCAGUGUGGAGUGGCCCUCAGUAAUCAGCCGGUACCAGCCUGGUUUGGUCCUGGUUCUGGACCCAUAUGGCUGGAUGAGGUGGAGUGUGAGGGGAAUGAGACGUCCCUGUGGAGCUGCUCUUCUCCAGGCUGGGGAAAACAUGACUGUCAACACAAGAAAGAUGUAGGAGUCGUGUGCUCAGAGUUUAAAGAGAUCAGGUUAACUGAGGGCUGUGAAGGGAAUGUGGAGGUUUUCUACAAUGGAUCCUGGGGUAAUGUGUGCUGGAACCAGAUGGACAGAGACACAGCGAGUCUGAUCUGUCAAGAGCUGAACUGUGGAAGAUCUGGCAAUGAACCCAGUUAUUCAGAGGGACUGAAGCCUCGUAACUGGCUUGAUAAUCUUAAAUGUCGACGACAUGACUCCACUUUAUGGCAGUGUCCAUCUUCAGCCUGGGGAAAGUAUGACUGUGAUAAUGAAGUGGCCAAAAUCACCUGCUCAAAGGAUCAGAUUAGUGAGUCACCUCAGAGUUUUCUGACAUGUUCUACCUCACCAUCUUCAUACAAAAGACAGUGUUCAAAUCAUGUUCCUCUCAGACUGAGUGGAGGGGACGGCCGGUGC
Molecule: messenger RNA, 2013 nt
Organism: Carassius auratus (goldfish)
Lineage: Eukaryota; Metazoa; Chordata; Actinopteri; Cypriniformes; Cyprinidae
Product: scavenger receptor cysteine-rich type 1 protein M130-like
Exons: 14
Cellular component (GO): membrane
Source: RefSeq, a predicted model, not a curated record